Sesamum indicum (sesame) is the source of this 1219-nucleotide messenger RNA. RefSeq names its product B-box zinc finger protein 24. Lineage: Eukaryota; Viridiplantae; Streptophyta; Magnoliopsida; Lamiales; Pedaliaceae. Gene Ontology annotation, biological process: photomorphogenesis; regulation of DNA-templated transcription. The record is from RefSeq and is a predicted model, not a curated record. Gene Ontology annotation, cellular component: nucleus. Gene Ontology annotation, molecular function: zinc ion binding.
CCAACAGCCACAUAUUGGGCUUUGGCAACCUCGUCCCAGAAUUUGUUGCACAAAUCCUGAUCCGUAUCUUCUCCUUUCCUUCCCGGAUUCUUCUUCUUCUUCUCCCGCUUGGUGUUACUGUCCAGUACUUUUUUCCGUCUAAUUUUUCAUUAAAGAAAAUUCAGUUCUUGGACGCACAUGGUUGUCGCUUUCAACUCCAAACACCAUCAAAGGUUCUCCAGCAGAUAUUAUUUCUAGGAUUGAGAAAGAAGUCCUUUUGAUAGAAGAUGAAGAUACAGUGUGAUAUGUGUGAGAAGGCCCAGGCAACGGUAAUUUGCUGCGCCGAUGAGGCUGCAUUGUGCGAGAAAUGCGAUGUGGAAGUGCACGCUGCCAACAAGCUUGCGAGCAAACAUCAGAGGCUGCUUCUUGAAUGCCUUUCCAACAAACUACCACGGUGUGAUAUAUGCAGAGACAAGGCAGCCUUCAUCUUCUGCGUUGAGGACAGAGCGCUCUUUUGCAAGGACUGUGACCAGCCAAUUCAUUCAGCUAACAGUUUUGCUGCAAAGCACCAGAGAUAUUUAGCUACCGGAAUACGAGUAGCUUUGACCUCCACUUGUAACAAGGAAAGUUCAAAAAGCCAGAUGGAGCCAAGGUCUGCAUCCAAUUCACAACAGACUGGUCGGGAAGAUCCCAUUCAGCAUGCUUCAGGUAUCACCUCACCAUCUUGGGGCGCUGAUGAGUUGCUACAAUUCUCAGAUUAUGAAUCCUCUGACAAGAAGGAGCAACUCGAGUUUAGUGAGCUUGAGUGGUUGACAGACACUAAUCUGUUUGACGAACAAAUAUCACAGGAGAGUUUAGCUGCAGCAGAAGUACCUCAGCUACCGCUGUCUCAGUCCAGCAACAUCACUUCUUACAGACCAACCAAGUUCUGCACAGCUCACAAGAAGCCUAGGAUUGAUGUUCCAGAUGUUGAUGAAGAGCAUUUCACAGUUCCUGAUCUUGGCUGAAUCCUGAUGAACAGUGGCAUGUAAUUAAAACCUUACCAAAUGGAAGUAGAUUAGUACAAUCAAAUGGCUUGUGAACAUAUUUACUAUGUUGAUGAGAAUGUCUACAUCCUUUCCAACCGAAUGCUGUAUUAGGUAACAUCGCUUGUGCUUGAGUCUUUAUACUCGUUGAACCUUUAUGGGAUGUUAAACUUUACCCCUCCUUUUUCCGUCAUGAUAUACUUUAAUUUCGAAUU